Molecule: messenger RNA, 2070 nt
Organism: Raphanus sativus (radish)
Lineage: Eukaryota; Viridiplantae; Streptophyta; Magnoliopsida; Brassicales; Brassicaceae
Product: putative glycerol-3-phosphate transporter 1
Exons: 3
Coding region: 352-1923 (523 amino acids)
Biological process (GO): phosphate ion homeostasis; transmembrane transport
Cellular component (GO): membrane
Molecular function (GO): transmembrane transporter activity
Source: RefSeq, a predicted model, not a curated record
GUAUGUUUUAUCGUAUAGAAAACUUUCCUGACGACGUCAUGAUAAGAGGCCGGCAAACCUAUUUUCUUCAGAUUAGUGAGAAGGGUGAGAUCGUCAUCUCAAAGUCUUGAUUAAUAAAAACUCAAUUGUUUAAUCCAGUCGAAUAUGAGCUCAAAUGCUAUAAACCCGGCGCCGUUGCUUAGAGUUCCAAAGCGUGUACAAGUCACUUUGCAUCUUCAAAGCAAUCCAUGAAAUUUUCAUAUCUAUAACUUCUAAACAGCGAUAGAGGAAACGGUUUUGCUUCAGACUCUGAGCUGGACGAAAGGAUAAAGGUAAUCAUUAAAAAAUCGAAAAACAGUUUUUUUUUGUUUCAUGGGUUCUCUAAUGCAAUCUGAGCUAGAGAUUGAGAAAAAACCAGCGGGGAUUCGAUUCUUGGAAGGGAUCAAAGGCUCAAAGCUCUCUUACAAUGCAUACCAAGCAAUAGUCUUGAUCGUGACGUUCCUCGCUUACGCUAGCUACCACGCCGCAAGAAAAACAACAAGCAUUGUGAAAAGCGCGCUUGACCCACAAUCUCCACAUCAUACAGAGCUUAACUCUCUCCUUUUAAGAUUCACUUCGUUUCGUUCAUCCGGACACGACCUAGAAGAUGGUGGUUGGGCUCCGUUUAACGGACCAAACGGAACGGUUCUGCUCGGCGAGAUCGACGUCGCGUUUCUUGCGGUCUACGCUUUCGGUAUGUACUUCGCUGGACAUCUGGGAGAUAGGAUGAAUCUAAGGAUAUUCUUGACGGUCGGAAUGGUCGGGACAGGACUGUUUACGUCUCUGUUCGGUGCGGGUUACUGGGCGAGUGUUCAUAGCUUUUACUAUUUCUUGAUAAUGCAAAUGCUCGCUGGUCUGUUUCAGUCCUCUGGUUGGCCUUCCGUUGUUGCCGUGGUGGGAAACUGGUUUGACAAGAAGAAGAGAGGACUGAUCAUGGGAGUAUGGAACGCGCACACUUCUGUCGGGAACAUUACUGGCUCGUUGAUCGCUGCUGCCAUGUUGAGAUAUGGUUGGGGAUGGUCUUUUGUGGUUCCCGGUGUGGUUAUUGCGUUGAUCGGGUUGGUGAACUUCGCUUUCUUGCCUGUGGAUCCUGAGAUUGUUGGAGCAGAGAGGGACGAGGAUGUUGAUUCAUCAAAUGAGAAGAUUGGUAAUGUGCCCUUGCUCUUGAGCUCAUCGGACUCCGAAACCGAUGAUAAGAAACGAGCUGUUGGAUUCAUUGAAGCGUGGAGGAUCCCUGGAGUUGCGCCUUUCGCUCUCUGUCUCUUCUUUGCUAAGAUGGUCGCUUACACUUUCCUCUACUGGCUCCCUUUUUACGUUAGUCACACAGCGAUUGAAGGAGAGUAUUUAUCAGACGAAACAGCGGGAAAUCUAUCGACAAUGUUUGAUGUAGGAGGUGUGGUCGGAGGAAUCAUGGCCGGUUACAUUUCAGACAGAAUUGGAGCAAGAGCUAUAACAGCUGCGAGUUUCAUGUACUGCUCGAUUCCGGCUUUGUUCUUCUACAGGAGCUACGGACACGUGUCGUUACUAGCCAACGCGUCUCUCAUGUUCUUAACCGGGAUGUUGGUUAAUGGACCUUACGCUUUGAUCACGACGGCUGUUUCAGCUGAUCUCGGGACGCAUAGCUCGUUGAAAGGAAACUCGAGAGCUUUGGCUACGGUGACGGCUAUAAUAGACGGAACGGGAUCAGUUGGAGCGGCGGUUGGGCCGUUGCUAACGGGUUAUAUUUCGUCGAGGAGUAGCUGGACGGCUGUUUUCACCAUGUUGAUGGGAGCUGCGUUUGUGGCCGGACUUUUGCUGACGAGGCUCGUGAUUGCCGAAGUAGCGGCUAAGAUAGUUGAGUCGAGGCCGUCGGAAUCAGAUUGUGGAUCUCCUGUGGACUAUCAAGGUCGUGUGCUAGAUGUGUGACCAGCUUUGAUCGCCAUCUUUUUUUGUUGUGUUUUGGUCAGAGGAAAGAUUCGGACCGGGGAUUUAGGACAAGAUUUGUAAACACGUAAUCUGUAUUGUGAAUGUACAUAAAUUAUAUAUUAAUAUAUCGAUCUUGAUGUGAUAAAA